Molecule: messenger RNA, 1225 nt
Organism: Gossypium arboreum
Lineage: Eukaryota; Viridiplantae; Streptophyta; Magnoliopsida; Malvales; Malvaceae
Product: probable caffeoyl-CoA O-methyltransferase At4g26220
Exons: 7
Coding region: 229-990 (253 amino acids)
Molecular function (GO): S-adenosylmethionine-dependent methyltransferase activity; O-methyltransferase activity
Source: RefSeq, a predicted model, not a curated record
UUAUAACUUAAAUAUUUUAAUGUAUAUUUUAUGUAGGUGGAGAAAAGGAGAAAUCGACAUUAUUCAUCAUCUUUUUCCUCCCAAGGCCGAAACAGAGAAAAAGAAAAACAUAAGGGAGCGCUGGAAGCUUAAACCUUAAUUGGUCCUUCUCUACCAUUUUUCAACCCUUUCAAGCUCAAAUUUCUAAAUUCUUCCAUGGAUUCUUAGUGAAAACAAGAGAAUAACUCCAUGGCAAGACAAGUUUCUUGUGAAACAAGGAACAAUUUGAGAGGUAUGGAUAAUGAAAAGAAAAGAUCAGCAAUUUUCAGCAAGGGGUUAUUGCAAAGUGGAGAACUGUAUCAGUAUUUAUUAGAGACUAAUGUGUAUCCACGUGAACCGGAGCUGUUGAAAGAGCUAAGGGAUAUGACUGCUACCCACCCAAGGGCUAUAAUGGCUACUGCACCUGAUGCAGGGCAGCUAAUUGCCAUGCUCUUGAAGCUUAUAAAUGCGAAAAGGACAAUUGAAGUCGGAGUUUUCACCGGAUACUCCCUUCUCCGUACUGCUCUUACAAUCCCAGAGGAUGGCAAGAUUGUAGCGAUAGAUAUGAAUCGAGAGGCAUAUGAGAUAGGGUUACCAGUUAUCAGAAAAGCCGGUGUCGAGAACAAAAUCGAAUUCAUAGAGUCAGAAGCUUUGCCGGUCCUUGACCAGCUCCUUGAAGAUCCUGGAAAUGAAAACGGCUUCGACUUUGCUUUUAUUGAUGCCGACAAGAUCAAUUACUGGAAGUAUCACGAGAGGUUGAUGAAAUUGGUGAAGGUUGGUGGGAUUGUUGUGUAUGAUAACACACUGUGGGCGGGAUCAGUUGCAAUGCCGGAAGAGUGCACUCCAGAGAUACUGAGAGAGGGCAGACAAAGAACACUGGAAUUUAACAAGUUGCUGGCAGCGGAUCCUCGUGUCGAAAUUUCGCUUGCUCCAUUAGGUGAUGGGAUCACAAUCUGUAGGCGUAUGCACUGAACUUAUUAUCCAAAGCUUAAACCAUUUUAAACAUGUUUGUGGUGGUUCCCUGUUCAAUUACUAUGUCAGUCAAGGAAUAAUGAAAGUUAAACAAAGAGUCACAAAGGCCACCAUUUUCAUUCAUAUGUUUGGUCUUGGGCUUUCGACUGCUUCUAGUUUAGGAUGGUAAUGGUUUGGUUAUAUUUGUCCUCCAAUUUUCUUCUAUUUAAUUUUUCUUUAACACUUAAAUUUAAAA